AUGGAGGUACAUGGAGAUGAAGUGUUGUCAGUCGACUCUGGCGUCUCAACUCCCCCGUCGACAGGAAGUGGAUUUCGGAGGCCACUAGAGACCCCCGGAACAGAAAUCGGGAAUCUCAAUCUUAACCCUCAGAAUGAGGUUGCCGUUGUUGGAAUGGCCUGCCGGCUUGCCGGGGGCAAUAAUUCUCCGGAAGAACUGUGGCAGUCCAUUCUAAACAGGAAGGAUGCCUCUGGCGAGAUCCCAAGCAUGCGCUGGGAGCCGUAUUACCGUCGGGAUAUUCGCAACCCCAAGAUCCUAGAUCAAACGACAAAGCGCGGCUACUUCUUGGACCACGUCGAGAAUUUUGAUGCCGCGUUCUUUGGCGUUUCCCCCAAAGAGGCCGAGCAGAUGGACCCCCAGCAGCGGUUGUCACUUGAGGUGACUUGGGAGGCCCUGGAAGACGCAGGAAUCCCACCGCAGAGUUUGUCCGGCUCAGAAACAGCCGUGUUUAUGGGAGUCAAUUCGGAUGAUUAUUCCAAGCUCUUACUGGAAGAUAUUCCGAACGUGGAGGCCUGGAUGGGCAUCGGCACUGCGUACUGCGGAGUCCCGAACCGCAUCUCCUACCACCUGAACCUCAUGGGACCCAGCACUGCCGUUGAUGCCGCCUGUGCCUCCUCUCUCGUUGCCAUCCAUCACGGACGACAAGCCAUCCUGCAAGGGGAGAGCGAAGUCGCUAUUGUCGGAGGAGUCAACGCCCUCUGCGGGCCAGGACUGACUCGCGUACUCGACAAGGCAGGAGCGACCUCCACGGAAGGUCGCUGUCUCUCUUUCGACGAAGAUGCGAAGGGCUACGGCCGUGGUGAAGGAGCUGCGGUGGUGAUCUUGAAACGGCUGUCCACCGCCAUCCGGGACGGAGACCACAUUCGCGCCAUCAUCAAGGGCAGUGCCGUAGCACAGGAUGGCAAAACCAACGGCAUCAUGGCUCCCAACGCCAAGGCACAAGAGCUUGUGGCGUGGAAUGCGCUUCGGACAGCCGGAGUCGACCCUCUGACGGUUGGGUAUGUGGAAGCUCACGCAACGUCAACCCCUCUUGGCGAUCCUACCGAGGUCAGCGCCGUCUCAGCAGUCUACGGCAAAGGCAGACCGGAAGGGAAUCCUUGCUUCAUUGGCUCUGUCAAACCCAACGUGGGCCAUUUGGAAGCGGGCGCUGGCGCCGUCGGUUUCAUCAAAGCAGUCAUGGCAGUUGAAAAGGCCAUUUUCCCCCCACAAACCAACCUGAAGAGACUCAAUUCUCGCAUUGACUGGGGCCAAGCCGGAGUGAAGGUCGUCCAGGAGACACUGGAAUGGCCUGGCAAUGAGGAUGACGUCCGCCGAGCCGGUGUUUGCUCUUACGGAUAUGGUGGUACGGUCUCCCAUGCAAUCAUCGAGGAGUUUGCGCAACAGCUCCAGCGGCCGACUACCAACACAACCGAUGAAGACCCUCUGCCUCGGAUUCUUCUCCUGUCGGCACCUCAAGAGAGACGCCUUGCUUUGCAGGCACGGACACAGGCCUCCUGGAUUGCCGCGGAGGGCAGAAAUAGAACCCUGGAGUCGAUUGCAACCACCUUGAGCACUCGUCGUGGGCACCAUGACUACCGGGCUGCCAUCAUCGCAGAGAACCAUGAUGACGCUGUUCAGAAACUGUCUGACAUUGUCAAUGGUAAAGCAGCCGAAUGGACGACGUCGAGUCGUGUUCUCGAUGCCAGUUGCUCCAAGGACGUGGUGUGGGUUUUCUCCGGUCAUGGCGCACAAUGGACUGCAAUGGCUACGGAUCUCCUCAAAGACAUUGUGUUCUAUCAAACAAUCAGCCGUCUGGACCCGAUUGUGGAGCGCGAAAUGGGCUUCUCGGCAUUGCAUUCCCUUGCAAGUGGCGAUUUCGAAUCGUCCAUCAAGGUGCAAGUGCUCACCUAUCUCGUACAGGUGGGACUGGCUGCCAUCUUGCGCUCGAAGGGAUUGGAGCCCCAGGCUGUCAUCGGUCAUUCAGUUGGCGAAAUUGCCGCCUCAGUCGCGGCUGGCUGUCUGACUGCAGAAGAAGGCGCCCUGAUUGUCACCCGCAGAGCAAACCUCUAUCGGCGUGUGAUGGGCGCGGGCGCAAUGGUUCUCGUCAACAUUCCAUUUGUCGACAUGGAGAAAGAGCUUCAAGGCCGGACGGACCUCGUGGCCGCCAUUGACUCCUCGCCAUCUUCAUGUGUUGUUUCCGGUGCCACUGAGGCUGUCCUGGCACUCGUGGAAGACCUCAAGUCUCGUGGUGUCAACGCUUUCCGGGUCAAGACGGAUAUUCCCUUCCACCACCCGAUGCUGGAUCAACUGUCCGAGCCCUUGCGAGAGGCCAUGGCAGGGUCCCUGUCGCCACGCAAGCCCAGAGUCCGUCUUUACUCGACGUCGGCAGAAGACCCACGCAGUAUGGUUGCUCGGGAUAUAUAUUACUGGACCAGCAACAUGGUCAACCCGGUCCGGUUGACGGCCGCAGUGCAGGCAGCAGUGGACGAUGGCCUGCGAUUGUUCCUUGAAGUCUCUUCUCAUCCCAUUGUGUCCCACUCUGUCCGAGAGACCAUGUUGGACCUGGGUGUGGAGGACUUCACCGUGACCAACACCAUGGCUCGCAAUAAGCCUGCCGACAAGACCAUUCUGUCCAGCAUUGCGCAGCUUCACUGUCGGGGCGCCGUCGUCAAUUGGAAGAAGCAGCUGCCGGGCCCUUGGGCGCUGGAUGUGCCCUUGACGACCUGGGACCACAAGCCCUACUGGCGGCAUAUUCACACUGGCCCUAUCAGUGCCUCGACUUUGCACGAUGUGGACAAACACACGCUGUUGGGUCAGCGCGUUCCCGUUGCGGGAGAAACAACUAUGGUGUUCACCACCCAGAUGGAUGACCAGACCAAGCCUUUCCCAGGAAGCCAUCCACUGCACGGCUCUGAGAUUGUUCCGGCUGCUGCCCUUGUCAACACUUUCCUGCAUGCCACCGGGGCUACCACCCUUUCCAACAUUACCCUUCGCGUGCCAGUGGCCAUCAGCCAGCCGCGCGACAUCCAGGUGGUGGUGUCACAGAAUCAAAUCAAGAUCUGCUCCCGUCUCACUCAGAAGGCGGGUUCUGGGGCAGACGAAGGUUCCUGGCUGACACACACUACGGGUCAGUGGGAGGCUGGUGGAAGCAAGAACGCCCCGGCGCAACUCGAUAUUGCUGCUAUCAAGGCUCGUCUCGCUAAUAACAAAUUGGCGGACAACUUCUCCAUCGACUAUUUGGACAAGGUUGGCGUUUCAGCAAUGGGCUUUCCUUGGGCAGUUACAGAGCACUACGGCACCCUGCAGGAGAUGAUCGCUCGCGUUGAUGUCGCGCCAGACGUCCCCGCGACCAGUCCACUCCCCUGGGAUGCUGCCUCUUGGGCCCCGAUCCUCGAUGCGGCCACCUCAGUGGGAUCCACUCUCUUUUUCGAUCAGCCUCGCCUGCGCAUGCCGGCUCACAUUCACGGGGUUCAAGUCUACACCACGCAGCCGCCUCUCAAGGUGGGUUACCUGUACGUGGAAAAGGCUGGCGAUCGGGAUCUGGCGGUGCAUGUCAGUGUCUGCGACGAGCUCGGAACCGUCUUAGCUCGAUUCGAAUCCAUGCGCUUUUCCGAGAUCGAAGGCACGCCGGGCAGUAACGGCAGCGAGGAGAGUCUUGUCCAUCAGCUCGCAUGGCCUCCCGCGAUCUACAGCGAGAAGCCGCUGACAAUCAACAAUGUCGUCCUCGUUUCCCGGGAUAAGAACGUCGCAGAUCUCUACUGUGGGUCCUUGAAAGAUCGUGUGUCAUCUAUCACGGUGCUGGAUGCUGCUGCCGACCUGCUUUCCCUUUCGCAGGAUUCCAGCAGUGUCUUGCAAGCAAAAGAUACAGCGGUGGUGUACGUGCCCGGUCCCCUCCACAGCGCGGAUUCUAUCCCGACUGCGGCCCAUUCUUUCCUCAUGGAAUUGCUCCUCCUGGUCAAAAUCAUUGUCAAUGGCUCUUUGCCCACCAAGGUCUUUGUCCUUACGGACCGCGUCUGCGAGAGUGAGUCUGCUACGGCUCUCGCUCAGUCUCCGAUCCACGGUGUCUCCCGUAUCAUUGCUGCGGAGCACCCAGAUCAAUGGGGCGGACUGAUUGACGUCGAAACGCCGGGCCAGUUCCCACUCGAGACGAUGAAGUAUGUGCAGGAGGCGGACAACAUCCGCAUCUCGGAUGGCAUACCCAGAAUUGCUCGUCUGCGCCCGCUUCCUCGCGACAAGCUCCUACCGCCUAGCAAGCAGACUUCCCUGCUCCCCCGACCCGAAAGUACCUACUUGAUUACGGGUGGACUGGGCGCUCUGGGGUUGGAGGUCGCACAGUUCCUGGUGGAAAAGGGUGCUCGUCGAUUGAUCCUCGUUUCUCGGCGUGCCUUGCCUCCGCGCCGGGAGUGGGCAGACAUCCUUGCUGAUGCAUCAUCCUCGCUGGCGCCGGCGCUGGAGACAAUCCAGGCCCUUGAAGCACAGGGAGCCACUGUCCACACUCUUGCAGUGGACAUUUCCUCUCCUGACGCAGCGCCUCAACUGGCUGUCGCCAUUGAUUCUCUGUCGCUACCCCCAGUCCGCGGCGUGGUCCACGCAGCAGGCGUUCUGGACAGCCAGCUGGUCCUCUCCGCCACGUCAGACUCUGUCGAGCGCGUGCUGGCGCCCAAGAUCACCGGAGCGCUGGUCCUUGGCACCGUCUUCCCCCCCAAGGCCCUCGAUUUCUUCAUGCUAUUCUCCUCGUGCGGACAGCUACUAGGCUUCCCGGGUCAAGCAUCCUACGCGUCCGGAAACGCGUUCCUUGAUGCAUUCGCAACCUCGCGCCGACACCAAGGAGACAACGCUGUCGCCGUGCAGUGGACCAGCUGGCGCUCCCUCGGCAUGGCAGCCAGUACCGACUUCAUCAACGCUGAGCUGGCCAGCAAGGGCAUCACUGACAUCACGCGCGACGAGGGAUUCCGCGCAUGGAUGCAUAUUUCCAAAUAUGAUAUCGACCAGGCCGCGGUCUUGCGCAGUCUGGCCUUCGAGGCCGAUGAACCCCUCCCCACCCCUAUCCUUACGGAUAUUGCCGUCCGCAAGGCUGGCUCCGCCUCCUCCGCGGAUGCUCCCUCUGCUGCACCGAAAGAGACGAACGAAAUGCCGGAAUCGAUCCCGGAGCGUCGUACCUGGUUGGAUGAGCGAAUCCGUGAUUGUGUGGCCCGCGUGCUUCAGCUGGGGAGCAGCGACGAGGUUGAUUCCAAGGCCGCUCUGAGUGACCUGGGAGUCGACAGUGUCAUGACCGUUAGCUUGAGAGGUCAGCUGCAGAAGACGUUGGGGGUCAAGGUGCCACCCACACUGACCUGGAGUUGCCCGACGGUGUCACAUCUGGUGGGAUGGUUUUUGGAAAAGAUGGGAAAUUGA
Molecule: messenger RNA, 5412 nt
Organism: Aspergillus terreus NIH2624
Lineage: Eukaryota; Fungi; Ascomycota; Eurotiomycetes; Eurotiales; Aspergillaceae
Product: type I polyketide synthase
Exons: 2
Coding region: 1-5412 (1803 amino acids)
Biological process (GO): secondary metabolite biosynthetic process; fatty acid biosynthetic process
Molecular function (GO): phosphopantetheine binding; 3-oxoacyl-[acyl-carrier-protein] synthase activity; fatty acid synthase activity
Source: RefSeq, a predicted model, not a curated record